This is a messenger RNA of Sardina pilchardus (European sardine), 4329 nucleotides long. Its product is annotated as dihydropyrimidinase-related protein 5-like. The record is from RefSeq and is a predicted model, not a curated record. The transcript is spliced from 13 exons. Gene Ontology annotation, cellular component: cytoplasm. Gene Ontology annotation, molecular function: hydrolase activity, acting on carbon-nitrogen (but not peptide) bonds. The coding region runs from base 80 to 1777 and encodes 565 amino acids. NCBI's taxonomy places the organism in Eukaryota, Metazoa, Chordata, Actinopteri, Clupeiformes, Clupeidae.
GCUGUCAUCGCCUCGCGCGGAGAGUAGGGUGGUGUUUAACGUGGCAGGAAAAUAAGCAUUUGGACAUAAUUCCUAAAAGAUGGCCGGCGGGGCGGGCUCCAUGCGUAUCCUGAUCAAGGGCGGUAAGGUGGUCAACGAUGACUUCACGCAGGAGGCCGACGUCUACAUCGAGAACGGCGUCAUCCAGCAGGUGGGCAAGGAGCUGAUGAUCCCGGGCGGCGCCAAGGUCAUCGACGCCACGGGCAAGCUGGUGCUGCCGGGGGGCAUCGACGCCAGCGUCCACCUGCAGCAGAGCUUCAUGAACGCGGCCAUCCAGGAUGACUUCUACAGCGGGACCAAGGCUGCACUGAUGGGUGGCACCACAAUGGUGAUAGCCCACGUGUUGCCUGAGAGGGACUCGUCUCUGGUGGACGCGUACGAGACAUGUCGCUCCCUGGCCGACGCCAAAGCCUGCUGCGACUACGCCCUGCACAUGGGCAUCACCUGGUGGGGAGUCAAGGUGCGUAACGAGAUGGAGUCGCUGGUGCGGGAGCGCGGGGUCAACUCGUUCCAGAUGUUCAUGGCCUACAAGGACACGAUGAUGCUGCGCGACGCCGAGCUCUUCCAGGCGCUCCAGACGUGCAAGGACAUCGGCGCCGUCCCCCGCAUCCACGCCGAGAACGGAGAACUGGUGCUGGAGGGGGCAAAAGAAGCACUGGACUUGGGAAUCAGUGGACCAGAAGGAAUUGAGAUUAGCCGCCCAGAGGAGCUGGAGGCAGAGGCCACCCACCGAGCCAUCACUAUCGCCAACAGAGCCCACUGCCCAGUGUACCUGGUGAACGUGGCCAGUAUGAGUGCUGGAGAUGUGAUCGCAGCUGCUAAGAUGCAGGGUAAGGUGGUCCAUGCGGAGACGACGGUGGCCCACUCGGUGCUGAGCGGGAUGCACUACUACCACCAGGACUGGGUCCAUGCGGCCGCCCACGUCAUGGCCCCACCCCUCCGCCUCGACCCCAACACCCCCAACUACCUCAUGAGCCUGCUGGGAAAUGACACUGUGAACGUGGUGGCGUCCGACCACCGUCCCUUCAGCACCAAGCAGAAGGCCAUGGGCCGCGACGACUUCACCAAGAUCCCCCACGGAGUCGCCGGCGUGCAGGACCGCAUGAGCGUCAUCUGGGAGAGAGGAGUGGUGGGAGGGAAGAUGGAUGAGAACCGCUUCGUUGCCGUGACGAGCUCCAACGCUGCUAAGAUCUUCAACCUGUACCCCCGCAAGGGCCGCAUCAUCCCCGGGGCCGACGCAGACGUGGUCGUCUGGGACCCUGAUGCAGCAAAGACCAUCUCUGUGAGCACACAGGUGCAAGGUGGGGACUUCAACCUGUACGAGAACCUGCGAUGCCAUGGCGUUCCCCUGGUAACCAUCAGCCGCGGCCGACUUGUGUGUGAGAACGGAGUCUUCAUGUGCGCUGAGGGUUCUGGGAAAUUCUACCCCAUGCGGACCUUCCCCGACUUCCUUUACAAGAAGAUGGUGCAGAGGGAGAAGUGCCAGACACUGAAGGGGGUGGACAGGGCCCCCUAUUCCGGAGAGGUUGCCACGGUGACCAAUUCCUGUAAAAAGGAAGUGUGCCUCCCGGACGGUGACGAGCCUCCGGCCCGCGGAGUGGCCAGACACGGAGGAGUGAGGGACCUGCACGAGUCCAGCUUCAGCCUCUCAGGCUCUCAGGUAGACGACCACGUCCCAAAGAGGUCCUCUGCCCGCAUCCUGGCCCCACCCGGAGGCCGGUCCAGCGGCAUCUGGUAACCAUGGCGACGGCACAUCAGGCUGAGGGCCUCCACUCCGCACACCCUUUAUAUCCGUGUGUCUCUCACCCACCCAGAAACCUGCACUGAUUCUAUAGGCAUCCACUGGUUCUUCUCCAACACCCCCAGCACUAUACCACAGACAGGGCAUAAGACAGACUACACACGGGGUCCACCUUUAUGAUUUGCAGUACAGGAGUACAGGAGAGGGUUCUCAGUUAAGGAUGAUGGGUCUUCAGUGGAGUGGAACAAACAGACCAAGUCUUCUGCCAGUUUAUGUAUUUUGCUCAUAGAAAUCCUAAAUGAAUUGUAGUGUAUGUGUUGCUUCUCUAAAUAUCAGAAAGAUAUAGCACGAGUACUAUUGUGGAUUAGUGGACUCACAGACUAAAUGCACACAGUUAUUGACACCUUGCAAGGAAACACUCUCACCCAGGUAUAGGAACAUAGACACACAUACACACACCGUGCUGUGCUAUACUGUAGAUGUAGGCUCGUCAUGGUACAAUAGGCCUUUUGUCCUGACGUUCUCACUCUCGUUGUUGUUAGAAAUGGUCCCUUCCUCGGGAGAUUUGUUUUGUGUUAUCCGUCACUUUACGCCUCUCAGCUCCGACUUCUUGUCCAGACCCGACCCGAUGAUAUAUUUGGAAGUGUGUGUGUCCACCCCUCGGAAUCAGUCAUCCCGACCUCGUGUUCACCUUUGUAUACCUUGUCCUAGCACUUACUUGAUGAAGGAGAGUAUAUUAUACUUCUACUAGAUUCCACGUUGAACUGUUCAUGUUGAGUUGGAUCUUCUUAGUUAACGCAGGUUGCAUGUGUGGUGAUGAAGCUCAGCUGCUGCCUCCAGGGCUCAGUGAGAACGCUCUUGUUUCAGACUCACUUUUUCAGGCCCCCAAACUCUGGGUGUGAAAACAAAUCGGUACCCACUGGUAGGAGCAGGGGGAAUCUGUGAGAAGAUGUUGCAGACGCAUUAAGAACACAACGCAUGCUCACCAAGAGCUCUGUGCCUAGCUAUUCACAGUUAGAUAAGAAGGGUUUGAUUACAGUUGUGACCUUAGUAAAAGAACUGAAGAGUACUGUUAAGUAUUUUAAAAGGUAUAUUUGACAUGAUAUAGGCAUAUACCACAUACUAUUCAGUGUGUCUCCCUAUACUAGACUUUGCACUUUGAUUCAUUCACAAAAAAGGGACCAAUUUGCCUGUCCUCUCUGUUAAAAUGCAACAUGAAACGCGUGACACAUUUGCUUAGCUGGUGUUUGCCUCUUUUAACGUAUUUCUAUAACUCCUUUAACAGCUGACCUAUGCAUGCAGACACCAUAUAGCCAAUAUAGGAUCAACAUACGCCAGGUUUUAAUAUUCACAUUGUUUACGUCAUGCUUAAUGGCAUCCCUCAAAGGUGAUUAUAAGUGCUUGUGGAAAUUAUGUAAUUUCUCACGCAUGUCUAACUGCAGUACACCUGAAAGUGGUGGUUUGUUUAGCCCAUAUUAACAUAAUUAGGGACUAGGGGAGAUCAGUAUACAUUAACCUGCUCCUCUUAUAUCCCCCCGUAUCCUCUCUACGUGGUUUGUAGUUAAGCAUACUAGUUAGUUAGACAUGGUUUGUUUUUAAACAUACUAGUUAGACAAAAAUCUGAGCCUUCAACAUACAUGGCCUCCACUGCCAUCUGUGUUUGCUGUGAGCACUGCACACUAAAAACCCUCUGAAACCCUUAGCCUUAACACACACACACACACACACACACACACAUGUGCGCGCACACACACACACUGACUAACACAUGCAGAAAUACACUCGCUGGUGCACACUCGCGCACACACACACACACACACACACACACACUGACUCACACAUGCAGAAAUACACUUGCUGGUGCACACACACACACACACACACACACACACACACACACACACAGUACGACACACAAUCUAAUGCCAACUCUUUUACAUACCUCCUCCGAACACCAGUACAUUCUCUGUUCAUAUUUAUUUGGACAUUCUCACGUCACAACAGAGCUUUUCCUCUCUUAACGCAGUGGACACUCCUCCGACAGACAUGGGGCAGCUGCGUAGUACUAUUCAUAACAUGGACAACUCAUGAUAUAGACAGAUGGUGUAGGAAUUAGGAAACCCACAAUGGCAUGUCGCUCUAAACUCAAACACACAUAACCACCAUGCAUACGACGAUGUUCAGAGCGUUGCACUAUCGUAAACAGAUUUGGGUAGGGUUUUGGCUGACAUCUCUCUCCUUCUCUGCUAAGAGUACAGGAGUGUUUGCUUACCAGUGGUACCUCUCCAUUUUUGCAGUCCUCUGUCCUCUUGAUGUACGUUCACUGCAGAGCAAAAAGCUGAUUGAACCGCACAUAGGCCACGCCUCCUCAGAGAGAGUUAUGUUUUAGUGUCUCUCAUUCCAGUUUUUCAUGUGUCUGUGUCAUCAUUAUUGUUUACACUUUUAAUGUAAGUUAAUAAUAACAAGGCAGGUUUUUUUUGUUCUGUUUUGUUUUGUGAAGAUAUUUCUUGGCCAAAACCAGUGUUAGUGUUGGUGCUGAUUUAUAUAUA